CAUGACAACCCUGGAUGAUAAGCUGCUGGGGGAGAAGCUGCAGUAUUACUACAGCACCAGCGAGGAUGAGGACAGUGACCACGAAGACGGAGACAGAGGCAGCGGAGCCCCGACAAGCAGCUCCAUACCUGUGGAGGCUGAGCUGGCCGGCGAAGGCAUUUCAAUCAAUACAGGUCCAAAAGGUGUGAUCAAUGACUGGCGCCACUUCAAGCAGCUGGAGACAGAGCAGACGGAGGAGCAGUGCCGGGAGAUGGAGCGGCUGAUCAAAAAUCUGUCUAUGAUGUGCAGGUCCAAUCUAGACGAAGAAGAGGAGCAAAAGAAACAGAAGGCCCUCCAGGAGAAAAUCAGUGGGAAGAUGACUCUGAAGGAGUUUGCUACAAUGGACAAGAACCUGGAUGACGAAGAGUUUCUGCAGCAGUACCGGAAACAGCGAAUGGAAGAGAUGCGGCAGCAGUUUCAGAAAGGGCCCCAGUUCAAGCAAGUUUUUGAGAUCCCCAGUGGAGAAGGAUUUUUAGACAUGAUUGAUAAAGAACAAAAAAGCACCCUUAUCAUGGUUCAUAUUUAUGAAGAUGGCAUCCCAGGGACCGAAGCCAUGAAUGGCUGCAUGAUCUGCCUUGCCACAGAGUACCCGGCUGUCAAAUUCUGCCGGGUAAGGAGCUCGGUUAUUGGGGCCAGCAGUCGUUUUACCCAGAAUGCCCUUCCUGCUCUGCUCAUCUACAAGGCGGGUGAAUUGAUUGGCAAUUUUGUUCGUGUCACUGACCAGCUGGGGGAAGAUUUCUUUGCUGUAGACCUUGAAGCUUUCCUACAGGAAUUUGGAUUACUCCCAGAAAAGGAAGUCUUGGUGCUGACAUCUGUGCGAAACUCUGCCACCUGUCAUAGUGAAGACAGCGAUCUGGAAAUAGAUUGAACUGAUAAGCUAAUUCCAUAGCUAUCUCAUUGUUUGGGCUGGAGGACACAUGUCGGUAUUUAUUUCUGUCCUUCCUGCGUCUUCUGGCUUUACAGCUGUCCUUCGUAGUCUCAUUUAGUAUACGGAAAGUCAAGAAAUUCUCAGACUGAAUCAGAGUACUGACUCACUUUGUGGCUAGCAGUAAAGUGACUUCAGAUUGUAUAAGCAGGAAGCUAGACUCUUGAGCUGUUUACUUCUCUAGCGUGACAUCUCUGAUACUGUUUCUAGUCAAUAUUGACAGGGCACUCUUGAAGGCAAUGUCUUGAAAAUUGUCUUCUGAUGACCUCAGAAUUUUACCAGGUCUGAGGGUAGACUUCCCUAGUGAGUGUUGUGUGCAAUAUAAAUAGUGCAUUUCCACAAUCACUUGAUUGAAAAUCAUGUUUACUUGUAAUCAGAUUCAGCUCUACUUUUUUUCCCUCUAGAUCCCUCUCUACCAGGUCUGACUUAGAGGCUCUGUACAAGGUUGGGAAUGCGGCACAGUGGUGAACAUUUACCUGGCAUAUACAGGGCCCCAAGAUAUCUGACUCCCAGCACUGUCAAAAGGGACAAACACAAGGUUUCAGGUUCCUGGUGCUGUCAUUGGCCGUGGCCUCUGCCGAGGGAGCAGUGAUCCGAUUAGCAUGGUGAAGUAUGAGCAGGAAAAAUGGCCUUUGCCGACUGCUCCUAUG
Molecule: messenger RNA, 1614 nt
Organism: Mesocricetus auratus (golden hamster)
Lineage: Eukaryota; Metazoa; Chordata; Mammalia; Rodentia; Cricetidae
Product: phosducin-like protein
Biological process (GO): regulation of G protein-coupled receptor signaling pathway
Source: RefSeq, a predicted model, not a curated record